Messenger RNA from Drosophila kikkawai, 1191 nucleotides. The record is from RefSeq and is a predicted model, not a curated record. NCBI's taxonomy places the organism in Eukaryota, Metazoa, Arthropoda, Insecta, Diptera, Drosophilidae.
UACAAAGUUGUACGUGACUUGUUACUGAAGUCAAAUACCCAAUACAAAUUUCUUUUAUUUUGAAUCGAACUUUGCCUGAAAUCUGAUAUAUUCACUUCCCUGCAACGCUAUGUCGGAUCUUUCAAAACCAAAAUUCGUCUUUGAUUUCGUAAAACUCAAGCAGACAUUUACCGAAAUCUGUCCCGACUUCAGUGAGGAGCCUUCCUACGACCAAUCCACAACCAGUCGUCGCUUUGCCGAGAAUGUGAUCUUCGCCUACAGCAAGGAGGCCGCUGCAGCCAAGGCUAAAAAGAAGGACGUGUCAUGGUCUAUGCAGUUGGCUGUGAAAAAUUCCAAAGGAACCUUGAUCCGCAGUGAGGUGAAGAUCCAAACCCAUUGGGUCCGCGAACCGCCGCAGAACCAACCCUUCGUGCUGCGCGGCCUCCUGGUGCUGUCCUUCAAACAGGCCAGCCUGCUGGCAGUGGCCAAGUACUGCCAGCUGGUGCCCCACCAAGUGAAGCGUGGCGAGGUGGUGCUCACUCCCCUGGCCGGAGCAGUGUUCUCGAAAUUCGAGAUACCCAAGCUGGCCGAGGAUGUGGGGGAACCUCUGGCCGAUGUGGUGGUGGCCAUUAUCAGCAGCUGCCAAACCGAUGGCUACUAUCUGGAGCACAGUCGCUGUCACAUUGCCUUGGUGGCCAUUAUCAAGACGGUAACCGAUCUAAAGAUGCAGGCCUCCAUUGUCAAGAAGACCAUCAAAAUGUACACUUUGCACGGCAAGGACUUGGACAUGGACAAGUUCAAGCAGUGGAGCACGUUCUUAAAAAAGUCUGGCCCCCCUAAGGUAAACAACAAGAGUAAUGAAGACUUUGACAUGCUGACCGAACAGGUUCUGGCUCUUCAAUUACCUUGCGAGGAAGAGCAGUCCCCCAAAAAGGCAAUAAAAUGUGCAGCCAACUUUCAGAGUUCGGGAUCCUUGAAGUGAAGUCAACUGUCGGGGGUUAUACACUUCAGGAUGUGCCUGGAUGUAAGCUACUACUUGAGCCUGUUGGCUUCCGCUAGCCUUGCAUUGAACCAACCAACUGCAGAAAUAUCUCUUUUUAAGGAGAAUAAUAUGUUUAAUACAUUAAUGUAUCUGUUAGAUACUAUAUCUUUUGUAUUUACACUGGAAAAAUAUUUCAAUAAACUACAGUUUUCUUCGGUUCAAUGUAAAAU